AUGCACAUCAAGGCCCCCAAGAUCUCCAUGCCCGAUGUCGACUUCAACCUCAAAGGCCCCAAAUUGAAGGGGGACAUCGAUGUUUCUGCUCCAAAGCUGGAGGGUGACCUGAAGGGUCCUGAACUGGACAUCAAAGGCCCCAAAGUGGACAUUGAUGUACCAGACGUUGAUAUCCACGGCCCUGAGGGAAAAUUCAAGAUGCCCAAGUUCAAGAUGCCCAAAUUUGGGAUGCCCGGGGUCAAGGCAGAAGGUCCUGAGGUGGACGUGAACCUCCCAAAAGGAGACCUGGAUGUGUCCGGCCCCAAGGUGGACGUUGAGAUGCCGAGUGUGGACAUUGAGGGUCCCGAGGGGAAGAUCAAAGGCCCCAAGUUCAAGAUGCCCGAGAUGCAUUUUAAGACCCCCAAGAUCUCCAUGCCCGACAUCGACCUGAACCUGAAGGGCCCCAAGGUCAAGGGGGACAUCGAUGUCUCUGUCCCCAAGCUGGAAGGCGACCUGAAGGGUCCUGAACUGGACAUCAAAGGCCCCAAAGUGGACAUUGAAGCACCCGACGUCGACAUCCACGGCCCUGAGGGAAAAUUCAAGAUGCCCAAGUUCAAGAUGCCCAAAUUUGGGAUGUCCGGCAUCAAGGCUGAAGGUCCCGAGGUGGACGUGAACCUCCCAAAAGGAGACCUGGAUGUGUCCGGCCCCAAGGUGGACAUUGAAGGUCCAGAGCUGGACAUUGAAGGUCCAGAGGGGAAGAUCAAAGGCCCCAAGUUCAAGAUGCCUGAGAUGCACAUCAAGGCUCCCAAGAUCUCCAUGCCUGACGUCGAUUUGAAUCUAAAGGGCCCCAAAGUGAAAGGAGAUGUUGAUGUCUCUGUCCCCAAGCUGGAAGGUGACCUGAAAGGUCCCAAAAUUGACCUCAAGGGCCCCAAAGUGGACAUUGAGGCACCCGAUGUCGACAUCCACGGUCCUGAGGGAAAAUUCAAGAUGCCCAAGUUCAAGAUGCCCAAAUUUGGGAUGCCGGGGUUCAAGGCAGAAGGUCCCGAGGUGGACGUGAACCUCCCGACAGGAAACCUGGAUGUGUCCGGCCCCAAGGUGGACAUUGAAGGUCCAGAGGUGGACGUGGAGCUGCCAGAGGGGAAAGUGAAAGGCCCCAAGUUCAAGAUGCCCGAGAUGCACAUCAAGGCCCCCAAGAUCUCCAUGCCCGAUGUCGACUUCAACCUCAAAGGCCCCAAGGUCAAGGGGGACAUCGAUGUUUCUGUCCCAAAGCUGGAGGGUGACCUGAAGGGUCCUGAACUGGACAUCAAAGGCCCCAAAGUGGACAUUGAAGCACCCGAUGUCGACAUCCACGGCCCUGAGGGAAAAUUCAAGAUGCCCAAGUUCAAGAUGCCCAAAUUUGGGCUGAAGGGAGAAGGUCCCGAGGUGGACGUGAACCUCCCAACAGGAAACCUGGAUGUGUCCGGCCCCAAGGUGGACAUUGAAGGUCCAGAGCUGGACAUUGAAGGUCCAGAGGGGAAGAUCAAAGGCCCCAAGUUCAAGAUGCCUGAGAUGAACAUCAAGGCUCCCAAGAUCUCCAUGCCCGACAUCGACCUGAACCUGAAGGGCCCCAAGGUCAAGGGGGGUGUGGACGUCUCCGUCCCCAAAUUGGAGGGCGACCAGAAAUGUCCAGAUGUGAACAUUAAAGGUCCGAAGGUGGAUGUGGACGUUCCUGACGUGGACGUUGAAGGUCCUGAGGGAAAGUGGAAGGGACCCAAGAUCAAGAUGCCAGAGAUGAACAUCAAGGCGCCGAAAUUUUCUCUGCCUGAUGUCGACCUGAACCUGAAAGGUCCCAAGCUGAAGGGAGAAGUGGCUGUGUCUGCCCCAAAAGUAGAAGGUGACGUGAAAGUGCCGGAUCUGGAGGUGAAAGGACCCAAAGUGGACGUGGACGUCCCCGACAUCGAACUGGAAGGUCCCGAGGGGAAGAUCAAAGGCCCCAAGUUCAAGAUGCCCGAGAUGCACAUCAAGGCCCCCAAGAUCUCCAUGCCCGACUUUGAUCUGAACCUGAAAGGCCCCAAAGUGAAAGGAGACGUGGACGUGGCCGUCCCAAAAAUCGAGGGAGAUUUUAAAGCCCCAGACGUCGAUAUCAAAGGCCCCAAAGUCAACGUGGACCUCCCCGACGUUGACCUGGAGUGCCCCGAAGCGAAGCUGAAGGGCCCCAAGUUCAAGAUGCCCGAGAUGCACUUCAAAACCCCCAAGAUCUCCAUGCCCGACAUCGACCUGAACCUCAGAGGCCCAAAACUGAAGGGGGAUGUGGACAUUUCCACCCCCAAGCUGGAAGGUGACCUGACGGGCCCAGACGUGGACAUCAAAGGUCCCAAACUGGACAUCAAAGCACCUGACGUGGACAUUGACCUCCCGGAGGGGAAGAUCAAAGGCCCCAAGUUCAAGAUGCCCGAGAUGAACAUCAAGGCCCCCAAGAUCUCCAUGCCCGACUUUGAUCUGAACCUGAAAGGCCCCAAAGUGAAGGGAGACGUCGAUGUGUCCCUGCCCAAGCUCGAAGGGGACCUGAAAGGGCCGGAGGUGUCACUGAAAGGACCAAAAUUGGACGUAGAAGUUCCUGACGUGGAGCUGGAAUGUCCCGAGGGGAAGAUCAAAGGCCCCAAGUUCAAGAUGCCCGAGAUGCACAUCAAGGCCCCCAAGAUCUCCAUGCCCGACAUCGACCUGAACCUGAAAGGUCCCAAAUUGAAGGGGGACAUCGAUGUCUCUGCUCCAAAGCUGGAGGGCGACCUCAAAGCCCCAGACAUCGACAUCAAAGGCCCCAAAGUCAAUGUUGAUCUCCCUGACGUCGAGUUGGAAGGUCCCGAGGGGAAGAUCAAAGGCCCCAAGUUCAAGAUGCCCGAGAUGCACAUCAAGGCCCCCAAGAUCUCCAUGCCCGACAUCGACCUGAACCUCAAAGGCCCCAAAGUGAAGGGAGAUGUUGAUGUCUCUGUCCCCAAGCUGGAGGGUGACCUGAAGGGACCUGAACUGGACAUCAAAGGCCCCAAAGUCAAUGUGGACCUCCCUGAUGUGGACAUUGAAGGUCCCGAUGGGAAGAUCAAAGGCCCCAAGUUCAAGAUGCCCGAGAUGAACAUCAAGGCCCCCAAGAUCUCCAUGCCCGACUUUGAUCUGAACCUGAAGGGCCCCAAGGUCAAGGGUGAUGUGGACGUGUCCCUCCCAAAGCUGGAAGGUGACCUGAAGGGUCCUGAACUGGACAUCAAAGGCCCCAAAGUGGACCUUGAGGCACCCGACGUCGACAUCCACGGCCCUGAGGGAAAAUUCAAGAUGCCCAAGUUCAAGAUGCCCAAAUUUGGGAUGAAGGGAGAAGGUCCCGAGGUGGACGUGAACCUCCCAAAAGGAGACCUGGAUGUGUCCGGCCCCAAGGUGGACAUUGAAGGUCCAGAGGUGGACAUUGAAGGUCCAGAGGGGAAGAUCAAAGGCCCCAAGUUCAAGAUGCCCGAGAUGCAUUUUAAGACCCCCAAGAUCUCCAUGCCAGACAUCGACCUGAACCUCAAGGGCCCCAAGGUGAAGGGGGACAUCGAUGUCUCUGUCCCCAAGCUGGAAGGUGACCUGAAGGGUCCUGAACUGGACAUCAAAGGCCCCAAAGUGGACGUUGAGAUGCCGAGUGUGGACAUUGAGGGUCCCGAAGGGAAGAUCAAAGGCCCCAAGUUCAAGAUGCCCGAGAUGCACAUCAAGGCCCCCAAGAUCUCCAUGCCCGAUGUCGACUUCAACCUCAAAGGCCCCAAAUUGAAGGGGGACAUCGAUGUUUCUGCUCCAAAGCUGGAGGGUGACCUGAAGGGUCCUGAACUGGACAUCAAAGGCCCCAAAGUGGACAUUGAUGUACCAGACGUUGAUAUCCACGGCCCUGAGGGAAAAUUCAAGAUGCCCAAGUUCAAGAUGCCCAAAUUUGGGUUGAAGGGAGAAGGUCCCGAGGUGGACGUGAACCUCCCAACAGGAAACCUGGAUGUGUCCGGCCCCAAGGUGGACAUUGAAGGUCCAGAGCUGGACAUUGAAGGUCCAGAGGGGAAGAUCAAAGGCCCCAAGUUCAAGAUGCCUGAGAUGAACAUCAAGGCCCCAAAGUUCUCCAUGCCCGACGUUGACUUCGGCCUGAAGGGCCCCAAGGUCAAGGGGGACAUCGAUGUCUCUGCUCCAAAGCUCGAGGGGGACCUCAAAGCCCCAGACAUCGACAUCAAAGGCCCCAAAGUCAAUGUGGACCUCCCUGAUGUCGAGUUGGAAGGUCCCGAAGGGAAGAUCAAAGGCCCCAAGUUCAAGAUGCCCGAGAUGCACAUCAAGGCCCCAAAGUUCUCCAUGCCCGACGUUGACUUUGGCCUGAAGGGCCCCAAGGUGAAGGGGGACAUCGAUGUCUCUGUCCCCAAGCUGGAAGGUGACCUGAAGGGUCCUGAACUGGACAUCAAAGGCCCCAAAGUCAAUGUGGACCUCCCUGAUGUGGAUUUGGAGUGUCCUGAAGGGAAGAUCAAAGGCCCCAAGUUCAAGAUGCCCGAGAUGCACAUCAAGGCCCCCAAAUUCUCCAUGCCCGACGUCGACUUCAACCUGAAGGGCCCCAAGGUCAAGGGUGAUGUGGACGUGUCCCUUCCAAAGCUGGAGGGUGACCUGAAGGGUCCUGAACUGGACAUCAAAGGCCCCAAAGUGGACAUUGAGGCACCCGAUGUCGACAUCCACGGCCCAGAAGGGAAAAUAAAGUUCCCCAAGUUCAAAAUGCCCAAAUUUGGGCUGAAGGGAGAAGGUCCCGAGGUGGACGUGAACCUCCUGACAGGAAACCUGGAUGUGUCCGGCCCCAAGGUGGACAUUGAUCCAGAGCUGGACAUAGAGGGUCCAGAGGGGAAGAUCAAAGGCCCCAAGUUCAAGAUGCCCGAGAUGCACAUCAAGGCCCCCAAGAUCUCCAUGCCCGACAUCGACCUGAACCUCAAAGGCCCCAAAUUGAAGGGGGACAUCGAUGUCUCUGCUCCAAAGCUCGAGGGGGACCUCAAAGCCCCAGACAUCGACAUCAAAGGCCCCAAAGUCAAUGUUGAUCUCCCUGACGUCGAGUUGGAAGGUCCCGAAGGGAAGAUCAAAGGCCCCAAGUUCAAGAUGCCCGAGAUGAACAUCAAGGCCCCCAAGAUCUCCAUGCCCGACUUUGAUCUGAACCUGAAAGGUCCCAAAUUGAAGGGGGACGUCGAUGUCUCUGUCCCCAAGCUGGAAGGUGACCUGAAGGGUCCUGAACUGGACAUCAAAGGCCCCAAAGUGGACAUUGAGGCACCCGAUGUUGACAUUAAUGGCCCAGAAGGGAAAAUAAAAUUCCCCAAGUUCAAGAUGCCCAAAUUUGGGAUGCCCGGGGUCAAGGCAGAAGGUCCCGAGGUGGACGUGAACCUCCCA
This is a messenger RNA of Cyanistes caeruleus (blue tit), 5367 nucleotides long. The record is from RefSeq and is a predicted model, not a curated record. NCBI's taxonomy places the organism in Eukaryota, Metazoa, Chordata, Aves, Passeriformes, Paridae.